Messenger RNA from Strongyloides ratti, 927 nucleotides. RefSeq names its product Sel1-like repeat and Tetratricopeptide-like helical domain-containing protein. The record is from RefSeq and is a predicted model, not a curated record. Bases 1 to 927 code for a protein of 308 amino acids. Gene Ontology annotation, molecular function: protein binding. NCBI's taxonomy places the organism in Eukaryota, Metazoa, Nematoda, Chromadorea, Rhabditida, Strongyloididae. The transcript is spliced from 2 exons.
AUGGCUGCACAAAGAAUAGCUGCAACAAAUGUAUUUAGACAGGGGCAUCGUUUAAUAUUACCAUCAUCUACUGACUUACAAUCACAAGAUGAUCUUCCUUUGCAACAAAAUAGAAUUAUAAUAAAUAUAGCUAAUGCUAAAACUCAAGGACCAUGUUUAGGUGGAUAUCCAUCACUUUACUUGAGUGAUGUAUUAAAAGGAAUAUGUAUUUCAAAUCCUGUUUUUACUAUACCUCAAGUUUUUAAUUUAAAAAAUAAUAAAGAUACAACAAUUAAAAAUAUCAAUACAGAAUCUAAUUUAAAAACUUCAAAUAUUGAAGAUUUAAACAUUUUUGAUGUAUCAAUGUAUAGAGACAUUGAAAAUGGAAAAGAAGAUGAUGUAAAUGAUAAAGCAAUAGAUUUAUUUAAUAAAAAACAUUAUUUUGAAGCAGUUAAAUUGUUUUAUGCAGCAUCACAAAGAGGAAAUAAUAAUGCUUUGUAUAAUUUAGCACAAUGUCUUUUUGAAGGUAAAGGUUUACCAGAAAACAAGGGAAAAGCUAUAAUGAUAUGGAAAGAUUUAUCAAAAAAGAAUCAUUCAGAUUCAUGUUAUCAACUAGCAGUAUGUCUUAUUAAUGGAAUUGGUAUUGAACAAAAUAGAGAACAAGGUAUUGAAGAAAUGGAAAAAGCAAGUUCUUUAAAACAUCCUGAAGCAACCUACUUUUUAGCUGUAAAAAAUAUGAAAUCACCUGAUUUUGAUGAGGAUCUUUUGAAGCGCCAAAUGUCUCUUCUAAUAGCGGCUUCACCAAAAUAUGAAAAUAAAUUUAAACAAUUUCUGGGUUACAAAGAUUUUCCUGAACGUGUUAGUGUUGUUGUAAGGCAAAUUCUUAGUAAUAUUGAUAGAGAAUACAACAGAUGUUUCCAAAGUUUUUUUAUCAAAUUUCCUUUUUAG